AUGAAAAACCAACACUCGAUAGGCACUUUCGUGGCCAGAGACAGGACGCACAGUGUUGCCUCAUCGUCGAAAAGCUUCAAAGAGGACUUUCCUCAGAGGGAAAACGUGAACCCUGAGGCUGACAUCGACGAGCACUCCUUGAGGCACGCUUCUUACCCGAGGAAGAGGUGCACCAGGUGCGCCAGAGGUGAAGCACGGGACGGCAAGACGCUAAACCUGGCUAAAGCUCGACUAGAGGAUAUCCGAGAACAUGGACAGGACUAG
Messenger RNA from Phaedon cochleariae (mustard beetle), 264 nucleotides. The record is from the annotation of a GenBank genome assembly. Lineage: Eukaryota; Metazoa; Arthropoda; Insecta; Coleoptera; Chrysomelidae.